Pelodiscus sinensis (Chinese soft-shelled turtle) is the source of this 1151-nucleotide messenger RNA. The record is from RefSeq and is a predicted model, not a curated record. NCBI's taxonomy places the organism in Eukaryota, Metazoa, Chordata, Testudines, Trionychidae.
GGGCAUAGGAUGGAGAACAGAGCGGAGCGGCAGAGAAACUUAUGAGAGAUGGUAGAAUGGUGACCCUGCCGCACACCAUGAAAUAUUCCUUUCUGAUGACAGCCCUGAGUUUCCUGCUGCUACUGGCCUGCGUCAGAGAACAAGCCAGCUGCCAGGGGGUGGACGCUGGCACCAAGUGCUGCGGCUUCUGCGAGCCUGGAAAAGACUUACCCGUGACUCCGGAGUGCGCCAGAAAAAUCAUGAGCAUCAACUACACGUGUGUGGAGCAGGAGCAGGAGCAGACGCAGAAGAAGAACGAUACGUCCUGCGCGUGUCUGCAGGACAAGCUCCACAGGUUCUGGCUGGCCUUCGAGGACUACCUCACCAAGGAGGAGGCGCACGAGGACAUCGUGGACAUGAGCAGGAUGAAGGCCCGGGUGCAGAACAUCAGCACCAGCCUCGACCAGGACCUCCUCUUCACGCUGGCGCCCAACGAGGUCCCCAGGGAGGGGAACGCCAGCGUGAGGGGGCACGUGAGCAGCGUCAAGCUGCCCCAGGGAAUAUUUCAGUCCCUUCACAACAAGACAGACCACGUCAAAGUGGCCAUCAUGGUGCUCAACGUGGAACAAUGGGGCCUCUUUAAGGUCCCCAGGGAGGGGAACGCCAGCGUGAGGGGGCACGUGAGCAGCGUCAAGCUGCCCCAGGGAAUAUUUCAGUCCCUUCACAACAAGACAGACCACGUCAAAGUGGCCAUCAUGGUGCUCAACGUGGAACAAUGGGGCCUCUUUAAGGACCCUGACCAGACGGGCACCAUGCUGGACAAUGUCAUGGUCAGCGUGAACGUGGGAGACAGGGAGACCGCUGCAUUCAACAACUGCAUGGAACUCACCUUCUCCCACAGCCCACUGCCCCUGGACACGGCCAGGCACUGCGUCUUCUGGGACCCCAAGAAAGGCCUGCGUGGAGGAUGGAACACGUCCGGCUGCCUCACGGACUGCAGAGAGAGGGAGACAGUGUGCUGUUGUGACCACCUGACCUUCUUCACCCUCCUGCUGAAUCCGUCCCUGGACGCCUUCACGGCCCAGAGGUUGUCCACUAUCGCAAAAGUCGGCUGCGGGAUUUCCAUGGGCUUCUCGGUCCUCACGGUCGGCCUGUACUUUGUGCUGAGGUAG